Aegilops tauschii subsp. strangulata is the source of this 1586-nucleotide messenger RNA. Its product is annotated as xyloglucan O-acetyltransferase 1. Gene Ontology annotation, cellular component: Golgi apparatus. Lineage: Eukaryota; Viridiplantae; Streptophyta; Magnoliopsida; Poales; Poaceae. The record is from RefSeq and is a predicted model, not a curated record. Gene Ontology annotation, molecular function: O-acetyltransferase activity.
AGUGGACGCCUGGCGAUAACGUGAGCAUGCGAGCACGAGCACGCCAUUGAAUUUUCGGUAUUUCCGAUCUCAUCUCCACUUGAAACUAGUCGUCAGGUGGUCUUUCUCAGCUGUCAUGGGCGUCUCAUCUCCUCACCAGACGCUUCCACGCCUCACGAAGAUCCUCACCUUGUCGCUCUACGCCAUCCUCCCUCUCGCCCUCCUCUUCUACCUCUCCCCUUCUCCCAUCGCCGCCCCACCCUCCACUUCCACCUCGCCGCCCCACGGUGAGAGGCAGCAGGUGGUGAAGACCGCUACAGGGGCGCCGCCAGGAACCCAGGGGUCGAAACCGGCGCCGCAGUGCGACUACUCGGAGGGGGAAUGGAUUCCGAACGCGCCGGGGCCGCGGUACACCGGGACGAGCUGCGGCGCGACGAUCAAGCACGAGCAGAACUGCAUCGUGAACGGCCGGCCGGACACGGGGUACCUGAACUGGCGGUGGCGGCCGCGCGGGUGCGCGCUCCCGCCGUUCGCGCCCGCUGAGUUCCUGGAGCUGGUGCGCGGCCGGCACGUCGCGUUCGUAGGCGACUCGCUCGCGCGGAACCAGUGCGAGUCGCUGGUGUGCCUCCUCGGGUCGGAGUACCCCGUCGAGCUGGUCCUUGACGGCGGCGAGGAGCGCAAGUUCCGGCGGUGGGCGUUCCGGUCGCACAACGCGACGGUGUCGGUGUUCUGGUCGCCGUUCCUGGUGAAGGGCACGGAGAAGUCGUGGGCGCCGGGUGGGCUUGGCUACAACAGGCUGUACUUCGACCAGCCCGACGAGCGGUGGGCGGCGGAGCUCCCGGGCAUCGACGUGGUGGUGCUCUCCUUCGGGCAGUGGUUCCUGCAGUCGGCGAUGUACUACGAGCGCGGUGCGGUGAUCGGGUGCCACCACUGCCCGGAGCCGAACCGCACGGAGACGGGCUUCUUCGGCGUUUUCCGCCUCGCCGUCAAGAACGCCCUCCGCGAUGUCAUCGCCCGCUCCAGCGCCGGCCGGGAGAAGCUGGCAGUGCUGACUACGUUCUCGCCGGCGCACUUCGACGGGGAGUGGGACAGCCCGGACGCGUGCGCGCGCACGGAGCCGUACGCUCCGGGAGAGAAGGAGAUGUCGUACAUGCACAAAGAGAUGUGGCGGACGGGCGCGGAGGAGGCCACCGCGGCUGCCGUCGAGGCCAGGUCGCGCGGGUCCGCGGUGACGGUGGAGGCUCUGCAGGUGACGAGGCUCGCGGAUAUGCGCCCGGACGCUCACCCCGGCCCGUACUUCCAUCCCUUCCCGUUCGCCGGCGCCGGCGGCGAGAAGAAGAGGGAGCGGGUGCCGAACGACUGCGUGCACUCGUGCCUCCCCGGCCCCAUCGACACGUGGAACGAGAUCCUGCUGCAGAUGGUAAAGAGAUGGAGAGGUGCCUCCUCCUCCAGAUGAUAGUGAUACUGAAAUUCAAUCAUGGUUUUGUGCGACUAUCACUCCUAUAUUUUGAACCAAGGAAAGGAAAAUAAUUUUUGCAUGUGUCAAGAUUAUGCAGAAUGUUAGGGGUUUCUGUGAUUUUUUUUAAAAAAAUCAUUGAAAUUUUGAA